AUGUUCUACUCACACUCGUUGUUGGCUAAGAAGACGCCUCUUGGAAUGGUGUGGAUUGCUGCCCACUCUCAGAAGAUGAAGAAGACUCAGAUUGACUGGGUCGACAUCCAGUCUUCUGCAGAUGAUAUUAUGUAUCCUCUAGCUGCAAUUGCUUUGAGACUAUCAAGACAUCUUUUGGUUGGCCUUGUCAAAAUAUACUCAUGGAAGAUGAAUUAUCUUUUCCAGGACUGUAACAGAAUGUUAACAAAUACAAGGGUGGUUGUUGCUUCGAUACACAUCAAUUUACCCACAAAUGCAGAUAAAGCGCCAUUUGAAUCUAUAACAUUACCUGAGACCUAUAACCUUGAUGCAUUGGAGUUAGAGGAAUCAAUCAAUCUUAUUGAUGGCCCAGACAAUCACCAAAAAGAUUAUGAGCAAAUAACUUUGGCAGGUCAUGUGUUGCCGCCAUUAGAUGAUGAUUUGGAUGUCAGCCGAGCUAUAAAUUCUACAUCUUUUGAAGGUCUCGGUUCAAAUAUUCAUGGCAAUGGUUCUUUUCAAACUUUUGAUUCCAACAACAAUAUUCAAAAUUUUCAAAAAAUUGAGGUUAUGUGUGACAAUAACUUAGAGCUUGAGAACCGAUUAGAGUUGGACAAUACUAGCAAUGAUGUUGAAUUAAAUGAUCAUUCUACAUCAGUAACAAAGAGAAAGCAUAGUUUUGAUCCAAUGCUUGAAGAUAUUUUGGUUUCUAGAGAGGAACCUUUGCCUUCAACAUUUCAUGUCACAUCACCAGUGACUACAUUUGAUUCCAACAUUGCAAACAUGGAUAUAUCUUCUGGUAAGAUUUUUUUUGUUCUCUGA
This is a messenger RNA of Zingiber officinale, 837 nucleotides long. Its product is annotated as sister chromatid cohesion 1 protein 3-like. Gene Ontology annotation, molecular function: protein binding; chromatin binding. NCBI's taxonomy places the organism in Eukaryota, Viridiplantae, Streptophyta, Magnoliopsida, Zingiberales, Zingiberaceae. The transcript has 4 exons. Gene Ontology annotation, cellular component: synaptonemal complex; cohesin complex. Bases 1 to 837 code for a protein of 278 amino acids. Gene Ontology annotation, biological process: replication-born double-strand break repair via sister chromatid exchange; synaptonemal complex assembly; mitotic sister chromatid cohesion. The record is from RefSeq and is a predicted model, not a curated record.